Molecule: messenger RNA, 1040 nt
Organism: Anastrepha ludens (Mexican fruit fly)
Lineage: Eukaryota; Metazoa; Arthropoda; Insecta; Diptera; Tephritidae
Gene: Aprt
Product: adenine phosphoribosyltransferase
Exons: 3
Coding region: 216-755 (179 amino acids)
Biological process (GO): adenine salvage; AMP salvage
Cellular component (GO): cytoplasm
Molecular function (GO): AMP binding; adenine phosphoribosyltransferase activity; adenine binding
Source: RefSeq, a predicted model, not a curated record
CAAAUUCGUUUAUUACGCUCACAUUUUACAUUUGAGGCAAUUUGAGGCGUUAGCUUAGCUAAUUCAUAGAUAAGAAUAAUUUCCCUGCAUUUACGAGUCGUUUUGCUCAAACAAUUCAUUCCAACAUAGCGAUAGUAACUAUUUUCACCUCACCUUGACCCUUUACUUUAAUCUGUGUUUUACGUUUGACAAUCUGAAGUUUUAAAUAUUGCGAGAUGAGUAAUGAGAAGUUGGAGUAUAUAAAGAGCAAAAUUGGAACUUUUCCUGAUUUCCCAAAAAAAGGCAUUAUUUUCCGUGACAUUUUUAGCGCACUGAGAGAUCCAAUUGCUUGCAGCUACCUAAAGGAAUUACUUGUUGAACAAAUCAAACACAAAUAUCCAGAUGCUGAAAUCAUCAUUGGCUUAGAGUCACGUGGGUUUCUCUUCAAUCUCCUGAUAGCAACCGAACUGGGCAUAGGUUGCGCACCAAUACGCAAGAAGGGUAAAUUGCCAGGUGAAUUGAUAUCAGUGGAAUACGAAUUGGAGUACGGCAGAGACACAUUCGAAAUUCAAGCAAAUGCUAUUAAAAAUGGUCAAAAAGUGGUAAUCGUAGAUGAUCUACUCGCCACUGGUGGAUCUCUGAAAGCUGCGAUUGAAUUGGUGCGCAAGGCUGGUGGCACUGUUAUUGGAAGCUGUGUAGUGUUGGAAUUGGAAGAUUUACAUGGCCGUGAUAAGAUAGGUUGUGAUUGUGUUGUGCAAUCUCUUAUUAAAUACUAAAGAAGAGUUACACAAAUUAACGGUUAUAAAUGAAAAAAAAAACUCAGGGAACCUUUCAUACCAUUUGUACCUAAAUAAUAUAAAAAACGAAUAUAAAAUCAAGAAACACUAAUAAUUUUUUUAUACCGUAAAUUAACUAUUUACUAAUUAUGAAGGAGUGGGUUUUGUAAAAGACAAGAAUUUUAUAACUGCAUAUCUUUACUAAUGAAAUAGCAAUAAAGAACAAAUAAACUAUGUUUUAUAACACGAAAUAAUAGCAAUAAAACUAAAUAUCAAUAUUAUUAA